Molecule: messenger RNA, 1524 nt
Organism: Owenia fusiformis
Lineage: Eukaryota; Metazoa; Annelida; Polychaeta; Sabellida; Oweniidae
Source: the annotation of a GenBank genome assembly
UCAUAUCACAUAUACUCACAUCAAGUGUUGACUUCACAUAUGUAUUAAAAUAACGCCACAUUGUUUUCCAGGUUUGGUAGAACAUGUUACAUUGAAGUGUCUUACUUUAGGAGCACCAAUCAGGAAACAAAGAAAACUGCUGAAAAGACAAAAAAGUGACAAAUUAAUAUUUUACUAGGAAUGGUCAGACGGGCAUUAUAUCUCACUGUAAGUAGCUACACUCCUACGUUACUAGCGUGUGUCGCCAUACUGUUGGUGAACUACUGUAAUGGUGCUGCAAGAGCGAGAGAUUCACAAGUAGCUCUUGAAAAAAUAAAAGAACUUUUCCUGGCAAGAACUCCACAUGAGUGGAAGCAAAACUGGCAUGUUGACUGCCACAGACGAUGCCGUAGUGAGCUCAUACAUCACAUUAGAAUAGCAUGCGAGAAGGACAUCUAUAGGCUUGAUAAGAGGCUUGCAGAUUCCAACAAUCCAUUCAUGGGUGAAGAUGAGGCUAAUUCUUUCUUCAAGGUGCGAUCUCGCCGUGACCUGCGUCUGAAACGUCGUGGCAUCAUGCAAGAGUGUUGCUAUGACAAGCCAUGUUCGUGGGAGGAGUUUGCCGAAAGCUGUCACACGCAUAGCCGACUACCUGCAAGUCGAAUAAACCACUGUAAAAAAUGAUGCAUCAGAAGUUUCAGUUUUGAAAAUAUUCAGACUUGACUCUAUAUGUGACAUUUAUUAAGUGGACUACCUGAAAAUCAUAUCAACUGACAUAAAAAUUAUGAGACAUUAACUCAUUUAACAAUUGUUUCCUAAUGUUGAGGUUUUAUCUUAUUGCCUAUACAAAAAUUAUCAAACCAUUGUGGCUGUGUAAUUGUAUAUGUGCAGCACCCUCUGCAAUAUGUGCAGUGUACACUUGGAGGCAAAAUACUCAAUAUAUGAUUACACCACUUGAAUUGAAAUAUUUUAGGUGAAUAGAUGAGUUUCUAUUUUAAUUCUCACUCAUUUUUUCAUUAGAUUUUAAGAGAUUUACAUAUGAAGCCUCUAAUGACAUACAUUUCCUUCUUUUUAAUAGCAUAUUUGAAUUUAGUGAAAAUAGCCUUGAUUUAUACAUUUAUGAAAAUUUAUUAUGAGUUAAACAAAAUAGUUUGUAUGUUAGGAAUGGUUUUAAGUGUUUAUCCUGACGUGAACAUUCCAUGAAAAAUUAUCGAGAAUUGAAAGAGAGGGAUGCCUUUUUCUGUCCCGGCUACUAUAUUUUACAUACAACUAGCUGUUGCUACUGGCAACUUAAUAUAUAAGGGUUUAAACGAAGCAUCUUAUUUUUCCACAAAGUUCUGUACGAAUCUAACUGGAUUCAUAAAUUUAGUUUUAAAUAAUUAUCUAUGAUUAAAUUGUUCUAGAAAUGCACUGUCAUUAAAUCUAGAAAACUAUGUGUGUACAUGGUGGUGAUUCAUUCUCAAGUAGGCCUACUGUAAAUUGUUUUAAUAAGGUCGAUUGAUAAAAACCACCAAAUUAAGUCUUUGUCAUUAUUUUUUAAAGAAUCCC